AUGGCUGACCAGGCGGCAGACAAUAACGUCGUCUCCGGCCAACCCCAGAAUAGUAUUGCAGACUUUGAUCCCCCAACGAAACCCAAGACAAAGAAGUUCGCUGUUGCCUGUGCCGUUUUGGCUUCAAUGACGUCUAUCUUACUGGGUUAUGAUAUUGGUGUAAUGAGUGGAGCGUCUCUCUUCAUCAAAGAAAACCUCAAUAUUAGCGACGUUCAAGUCGAAGUUCUUAAUGGUACCUUGAACAUAUACUCUCUCAUUGGCUCCGCCUUGGCCGGUAAAACCUCUGACUGGAUUGGACGCCGGUACACCAUAGUACUUGCCGGAACAAUCUUCUUUAUUGGAGCUCUCCUCAUGGGUUUUGCCCCGAACUACGCCUUCCUCAUGUUCGGUAGAUUCAUUGCCGGAGUUGGAGUUGGCUAUGCUCUUAUGAUAGCUCCUGUCUACACCGCCGAGAUCUCUCCAGCCUCGUUUCGUGGCUUCCUCACAUCUUUCCCCGAGGUGUUUGUUAACGUUGGUAUAUUACUGGGGUACGUAUCCAACUUUGCCUUUGCCAAGCUCCCAAUCCACUUGAACUGGAGGAUCAUGCUCGGUAUCGGCGCAAUUCCCUCAGUUUUUCUUGCCCUCGGCGUUUUAGCCAUGCCCGAGUCACCACGCUGGCUCGUCAUGCAAGGGAGACUCGGAGACGCCAAGCGAGUACUAAAUAAAACAUCAACUUCUGAAGAGGAAUCGCAGCUCAGACUAGACGAGAUUAAAGAAGUUGCAGGAAUCCCCAAAGACUCAAAGGAUGAGGUUGUUCAGGUUUCUAAACGUAGCCAAGGUGAAGGUAUAUGGAAGGAAUUGCUCCUCCGACCCACGCCGGCCGUUCGCCACAUUUUAAUAGCAGCCCUUGGUAUCCACUUCUUUCAACAAUUGUCGGGCACAGACUCUGUGGUUUUGUACAGCCCCAGGAUCUUCGAGAAGGCGGGAAUCAGUUCUUACAAUGACAAGUUACUUGCAACCGUGGCUGUUGGAUUUGUCAAGACCAUUGCAAUCUUGGUGGCAACAUUUCAAGUUGAUCGGUUUGGACGUCGUAUUUUGCUUUUGAGCAGCGUGGGUGGAAUGGUAGUUUCUUUUACGCUGCUCGGUGUAGGUCUUACGGUCAUUGAUCAAUCCCACAGCAAGGUCCCAUGGGCCGUCGGGUUGUGCAUCGCCAUGGUACUAUUCAUCGUUGCUUUUUUCUCCAUUGGGUUGGGACCCAUCACGUGGGUCUAUAGUUCUGAGAUUUUUCCGUUGCAGUUGCGUGCGCAAGGGUGCAGUAUGGGGGUGGCCGUAAACAGGGUGACGAGCGGGGUUAUCUCGAUGACUUUUAUUUCAUUGUAUAAGGCCAUCACGAUUGGAGGGGCCUUCUUUCUUUAUGCGGGAAUUGCUGCGCUUAGUUGGGUUUUCUUUUAUACGUUGUAUCCAGAAACGCAGGGUCGAUCCCUUGAAGAUAUGGAGGUCUUGUUUGGUAAAUACCACAAGUGGAGAGAAGCCAAUGCCCUGCUUAACAAGACUAAGCAAGCUGAUCAUGGUUUUGGUGACGACAACAAGGCUCAAAUCCAUUAGGAAUAGAAGGGCAAUGCUUAAUCAAUGUUUAAUGCACUUUAUGAUGAUGAUCAAUUCCUUUAUCUCAUAUAUUUCAGUUAUAUGCAACUGUACUUACAUCUAUAAGAAUAAUUUUCAU
Malus domestica (apple) is the source of this 1702-nucleotide messenger RNA. Its product is annotated as polyol transporter 5-like. Gene Ontology annotation, molecular function: carbohydrate:proton symporter activity. The record is from RefSeq and is a predicted model, not a curated record. Gene Ontology annotation, biological process: transmembrane transport. Lineage: Eukaryota; Viridiplantae; Streptophyta; Magnoliopsida; Rosales; Rosaceae. Gene Ontology annotation, cellular component: membrane.